AUGGCUCAACACUUCCACGUCGCCCACCUUUCUAGUUACAAACCCAAGGAAUCUAGUAGUCCUUCGACCAUUCUUCAACUCGCCAGCCGGCUGCUCCUUGCACCCGCCGGACUCAAAGAGUUGGAGGAUGGUCGAAACCCGAAAGAACCUGUUGUUGUGAGUCAAGAGCACUGGGAAACACCCAGAGAUGGAAAAUCAAGUGAACACAAAGUCGUCGUCGUCGGUGCCGGCAUUGCAGGGCUUCGUGCCGCUUCUGUCUUGCGGUCCCAUGGCAUCCAAGUCGUUGUGCUCGAAGCCCGGCCUGACCGCAUCGGCGGACGUAUUUACACCAGUAGGAAGCCGGGCCAUGCGCCACGAGACAUUGGAGCUGCCUGGAUGCACGAAACCGCAAACAACAAACUUGUCCGCCUUAUUGGCCAGCUCAACAUCGAGCAUUACUAUGACGACGGCACUCCCUUGUACUAUACCAAAGACGGCCGUCUAGGUUCUCAGUUCAAAGCCAAAAAGGUGGCCGAUGAGUUUGCCGAUUACUGUCAAUGGUAUUAUGACGAGAACCCCGACGCCGAAGACAAGCCUGCAUUGACCUUCAUCAAAGAAUGGCUGAGCAACCAUCCAUUAGUCACCGAGGACGAACGCCUUUGGGCUCCUCAGGCUGCUCGUGAGGUGGAAGCAUGGAUUGGGACCAGUCUCGAACAAGCUUCCUCCAAAUAUCUCGCUUACUUUGCCACCGAAAGAAAUCUGUACAUGAAAGGAGGGUAUGACACCAUCGUCGACUGGACUGCCUCGACCCUUCAGGAUCCAGGCGUCAUUCGUCUUGGUCAUGUGGUAACCAAAAUCGAAUGGAACAACGACCGUGACCCAUGUGUUGUCUACACGACCACCGAAAACGGUCAAAAUCCAGUCUUCACCGCUGACGCUGUUGUUUGCACUCUCCCUCUAGGUGUGUUGAAACACAACCUGGUCGACUUCGAUCCUCCUCUUCCCAGCGAUCUGUCGUUGGGCAUUCAGAAGCUCGGCUAUGGCGCUCUCGGCAAGAUAUUUGUCGAGUUCGAAUCCGUUUUCUGGCCAAAAGAUAAUGACCAGUUCAUCUAUUACCCCGAACCAACCACCGAUGCGAUUGACGAGAACUCGAUUCUCUCUUACAUGACCGUCACCAGUAAUAACUGGAUCAUGAGUGGCACCAAAGAAUUGUCCGUUCAAAUCGUCGAACCUCUAACCCAGCGCAUCGAAACUAUGAGGUCCGCCAAAGAGGUCUACGCCUUUUUCGAACCACUUUUCAAACUCUUCCGUACCGAACCUUACAAAAAGCUCCCGCAGGUUGUGAAUCUGGAAACGACACACUGGACGCAGGAUCGUUUUGCUGGAUUCGGUACCUACACUGCCGACAAGACAGGCGAUGAACCUGAAAUAUGGAUGAAGGCAGUGGACAACAACAAGGGAAACAAGCUGCAGUUCGCCGGAGAGCACUGCACGCGGACUGGAAAUGGAUGCGUGCAUGGUGCUUUUGCUGCCGGCGAAACUGCUGCCAUCAACCUCUUGGGUGUGCUGGGAGUUCCUCACAAUGGUGGGGAUCUCUACAGCAGACGUCCAUCGAGGAGGACACCACCCAGACAUUAA
Capronia epimyces CBS 606.96 is the source of this 1617-nucleotide messenger RNA. RefSeq lists its product as uncharacterized. The transcript is spliced from 2 exons. The coding region runs from base 1 to 1617 and encodes 538 amino acids. The record is from RefSeq and is a predicted model, not a curated record. Gene Ontology annotation, molecular function: oxidoreductase activity. NCBI's taxonomy places the organism in Eukaryota, Fungi, Ascomycota, Eurotiomycetes, Chaetothyriales, Herpotrichiellaceae.